CCUCCUCCAGUGUUUGUACAACACACCAUGAGCUAGUUUCUGACUGUUUUGGGUUUUUUUGGUUUCACUUUUGGUUGAUCCCUGAGGGGAGCAGAGAUGAAGCCCAGGGGUGGCUGGAGGAUUCUAAUCGGGGGAGUGGUGGUGAUGGGACCGGUGGCGGGUGGUUUUUGGUUCUUUUACACCGUGGUCAUCGAGGUGACAAAGACCCCGCAGGGGACCCCCAGCCCAAGCUCCGGCUCGGUGGAGCUGCCCAGUGGGACCGUCACCUUCCGCUUGGAUUACACUGCUUUCCAGGCCGAGUUCCCCCAGCUGCAGAGCUACCGGUGCCGGGAGCUGAUCCCAGGGGACGGGGUUUGCACCGGGACCCCGGGGCCGCCCCUGCUGCUCCUGGCCGUGAAAUCCCACCCAGCGUCCAGCGCCAGACGGGCCACCACCUGCCGCACAUGGGCCAGGCCUGGGGUGCUGGGGGGCUACCGGGUCCGAGCCGUCUUCCUCGUGGGGGUGUCCCCCGAGCCCCGGCACAUGGCCCUGCUGGAGGAGGAGAGCGAGGAGUUUGGGGACGUGGUGCUGUGGGAUUUCACCGAGAGCCACCACAACCUGUCGCUCAAGGAGCGCUGCUUUCUGCGCUGGGUGGGGGCGCACUGCGGGCAGGCGGACUUCAUCUUCAAAGGGGACAACGAGGAGUUUGUGAACCCCCCCGUCCUGGUGGCCUACCUGCGCCAGACGCCCAACGCCUCCAACGUCAUCCACGGCAACAUCCAGCGCCAUGCGGCCGUGAUGAGAACCACGAAAUAUCGCAUCUCCUCCACCCUGUUCCCCCAGGACACAUAUCCCGACUUCCCCUCCGGGGGCGGGUUCCUUAUGCCCAGCGCCAGCGUCCCAGCCCUGGCCACGGCCCCCGUGCGCAUCCCCAUCUUCCCGCUGGACGACGUCUACUUCGGCUUCCUGGCGCUGGCCGCCGGGCUGCGGUACCGGCACGACGCCCAAUUCCGGGUGUACGGCAUGAAGGACGAGCUGUGUCUGUAUGGGGGGGGGGCCUGCGUGGUUCAUGGGGUGUCACUGGGCAGGGUGGAGGAGGUGUGGAGGAGGUUGUACGAGGAGCGACGGUGCAACAGGACGGGGCCUUUCCCCUCUUAGAGGUGCAGGAAUGGGGCGGGGGCCUGUCCCCUCUAGGGGGUGCCGGCCACCGGGGAGUGGCUGGGUGAGUGUGAUGCUCUGUACUUCGGGGGAACACCCAGCACCCCCACGUUCAUGGUUGUAAAAUGAUUGGGUGGUAUCCAAUGCAGAGUUUGUCACGGCGGGUGUCUUCGGCAGGCUCCUGAUGCACACAGCGUGGUGGUUACAGGGAUGUUAUAGAAAGGUUCUAGGUUAUAAUUUCAUGUAUAUAAUUACGAGCCUGAACGUGUGUCCUCGAGGCUUGAAGCAAGCCCAGGCAGAAACUCGCUGAGAGCAGAGGGGCAGUUCACACCUCAUCAGAGCGUGGAUGGGAGAAACCCAGUCCAGCCUCACGGGGAUAAAAGACGCCGGCCUAGGCAGCAAAAAAAUAAUCUGUUACACUCUAGAUCAGGGGUGGGCAAACUUUUCGGCCCGAGGGCCACAUCGGGGUUCGA
Messenger RNA from Gopherus evgoodei (Goodes thornscrub tortoise), 1610 nucleotides. Its product is annotated as N-acetyllactosaminide beta-1,3-N-acetylglucosaminyltransferase 4-like. Gene Ontology annotation, molecular function: protein N-acetylglucosaminyltransferase activity. Lineage: Eukaryota; Metazoa; Chordata; Testudines; Testudinidae. The transcript is spliced from 2 exons. Gene Ontology annotation, cellular component: membrane. The record is from RefSeq and is a predicted model, not a curated record. The coding region runs from base 97 to 1137 and encodes 346 amino acids.